AGUCUGCCUCAGGCACACAGCUCUCUGCUAGGCUCUAGCCAGGGUGUGACCAACGACGUCCUCCAGAGCAGGCUGCUUAAUACCGCCUGUAAUUAACACUCCCGCUGUAAUAGCUCUAAUGAUACCUAUACCAUUUACCUUGUGACGACGGCGAGCGUGAUCUCCAUCCUACUCCUUCCACACCAAACAUCUUUAUACACUGGCAAACAACAUCGAGAGCAGCUCCAAAGCUAUCCUACAGACUACAGUUCUGCCUUACCUGUUCGAUAGCUCGUACUGAACAUGCGCCUUCUGCUUCAAACAUACCACUAAGUUCACCUGUACACUCACUUGGGCCUCGGCGAUUCCUUCCUGCUCAGCCACUAAGCUAAACCUUGUCGUUAUUCACACAUGGAGGAUUUGGGUCGAUACAGCAAACGCAUCGUCCAGCGGCUCUGGAAUCCUGCGCCAAAGUAUGAUGACCAGUCACCCAUCUGGUGCCUGGGGCAGAUUUACAGAACCGAUGAGUUCAAAUCCGAACUUCCUGAGCCUGUGCAGGCCUCGACACCAGGCUCUACGGUAUCCUACACCUCUCAGACCUCGUCAUUUGUCGCCGUCGAUAACGAAUCAUACGAAGAUGAAAGAGCAAACCCUCUUAAGGAUAACACCCAAAAUGAUGAUGAUGGGGGUUGGCCGACAGCCUUUCUGGACGACUUCGAAGCUAAAAUAUGGCUAACGUAUCGCUCGAACUUCCAACCUAUCCCGAAGUCUCAAGACCCGAAAGCAUUGGCUAGCAUGAGCCUGGCUGUACGAAUAAAGAACCUGAAUCAAGAUGGGUUUACGUCGGAUACAGGCUGGGGAUGUAUGAUCCGGUCAGGUCAAAGCAUAUUGGCUAAUGCACUCCUGAUACUGAACCUUGGAAGAAAAUGGAGAAGAGGUGCCACGCCAAAUGAAGAACGGAAGCUCCUCUCGUUGUUCGCAGAUGAUCCGAGUGCACCAUUCUCCGUGCAUCGAUUUGUAGAGUACGGUGCAGCUGCUUGCGGCAAGCACCCCGGAGAAUGGUUUGGUCCAUCAGCUGCAGCACGAUCUAUACAACAUCUGGCCAACAGCUACACAGAGUGCCAGUUGCGCGUGUAUAUCACCUGCGAUAGUGCCGAUGUAUACGAAGAUAGCUUCUUCAACGUUGCUAAGUCUGCAGGUGCAUUUCAUCCUACGCUCGUUCUGGUCAGCAUACGACUAGGAAUAGACCGAGUAACACCAGUAUAUUGGGAGGCACUCAAGAACGCUCUACAGAUGCCACAGUCCAUCGGUAUUGCAGGGUAUGCGAAACAAUCCAUCGUGCUUGGCCGAAUUUCCCCUUUCCUGACACAUCACAGAGGUCGCCCUGCCGCAUCCCACUACUUCGUCGGCAUGCAAAGCCAGACAUUGUUCUACCUUGAUCCUCAUCACACGCGGCCGCUCCUACCUUUCCAUGUCGAUCCUUCGCAAUAUACACGGGAAGAUGUGGAUUCCUGUCACACUCGGCGGAUCCGGCGACUAAAUGUCCCAGAAAUGGAUCCUUCCAUGCUCAUCGCCUUCCUUAUCAAAGACGAAGACGACUGGAAACUAUGGCGCCAUGACAUCGCCUGCGUCCAAGGGAAACCGAUCGUACACGUAGCUGACACUGAGCCUCCGACGCUAUGGACUGGUGAUGAACGUGAACGUGCGAUUGACGAUGUUCAAACUUUUGACGAUACCGAUGAAGAGGGACUUUGAUAGAAAUCGACAAG
Messenger RNA from Pseudovirgaria hyperparasitica, 1748 nucleotides. RefSeq lists its product as uncharacterized. Lineage: Eukaryota; Fungi; Ascomycota; Dothideomycetes; Acrospermales; Acrospermaceae. The record is from RefSeq and is a predicted model, not a curated record. Bases 391 to 1734 code for a protein of 447 amino acids. The transcript has 2 exons. Gene Ontology annotation, molecular function: protein-phosphatidylethanolamide deconjugating activity.